AGCCGCGGCCGCGGAGCUGGCGGUCGGGAGCGCUAUGGGCUGCGGCGGAGCUGCCUGAGCCCGCCCCUCUCGCCGAGCUCGGCUCCCGAUGGCGGAGCCGGGCGCUGAAGAACCCGAUGAGCGGCUGCUGCUCCUCGCGGAGCCGGCGCCUCAGGCAGGGCCGCCCUGGCGGGCGCCGAAAGCGGGCAAAGCCUCCCCCGGUGGGGCUGUGAGGCUGUGUGAGGAGCUGGGGCUUGAGGAGGAGGAGGAGGACUCGGGGCCCGAGGGGGACGGGGAGGACGAGCCUUUGCUGCGGGCAUCCGGCCGCGGCCGUCGAGCGGGCGCCGCCUGGGAGAAGGAGCCCCGCGCCGCCGCAGGACAUACUGCUGAUAUGAAUAUAUUUUUAGAUGAUCCAGAAUUUGCAGAAAUUAUUCUGAGAGCAGAACAAGCUAUAGAGUGUGGAGUUUUUCCAGAAAGAAUCUCUCAAGGAUCCAGUGGGAGUUACUUUGCCAAGGAUCCAAAAGGGAAAAUUAUUGGAGUGUUCAAACCAAAAUCUGAAGAGCCUUAUGGACAUCUAAAUCCAAAAUGGACCAAAUAUUUUCACAAAGUUUGUUGUCCUUGCUGCUUUGGCAGAGGCUGCCUCAUUCCAAAUCAGGGAUACCUCUCUGAAGCUGGUGCCUAUCUGGUGGAUGACAAGCUGGGGUUGGGAGUUGUACCUAAAACUAAGGUUGUCUGGCUUGUCAGUGAAACCUUUAAUUACAGUGCAAUAGAUCGUGCAAAGUCAAGAGGAAAAAAAUAUGCUUUAGAGAAAGUGCCAAAAGUUGCUAAAAAAUUUAAUCGCAUUGGACUACCUCCUAAGGUUGGCUCCUUCCAGCUGUUUGUUGAAGGGUACAAGGAAGCUGACUAUUGGCUCAGGAAGUUUGAAACUGAUCCUUUGCCUGAGAACACAAGGAAAGAAUUUCAGUCACAGUUUGAAAGAUUAGUUAUCUUGGAUUAUGUCAUCAGAAAUACAGACAGAGGUAACGAUAACUGGUUAGUCAGGUAUGAGAAGCAAGAUGAUGGACUUGAUCUGUCUGAUAAGGAUAGUCAAUGGACUAUAACUAAAGAAUCUACCAUUAAAAUUGCUGCAAUUGACAAUGGUUUAGCAUUUCCUUUCAAACAUCCUGAUGAGUGGAGGGCAUAUCCCUUUCACUGGGCUUGGCUUUCUCAAGCAAAAGUUCCUUUCUCUCAGGAGACCAGAGACCUAGUUCUUCCUCGCAUUUCUGAUAUGAACUUCGUACAGGAUCUUUGUGAAGAUCUUUAUGAGCUAUUUAAGACUGAUAAAGGAUUUGACAAGGCUACUUUUGAAAACCAAAUGUCCGUUAUGAGAGGGCAGAUAUUAAACCUUACUCAGGCGUUAAAGGACGGAAAAAGUCCCCUUCAACUUGUGCAGAUGCCACGUGUGAUUGUGGAGCGAAGUAGCACUGGAGGUCAGGGCCGAAUUGUUCAUCUGAGUAAUGCAUUCACACAGACCUUUCAUAGCAGGAAGCCUUUCUUUUCCUCCUGGUAGCAACAAAAAUACGUGAGAAGAGUAAGUUUCUCUUAACUGUAGAAAGGUACUUCUGUGUAGAGGCUCUGCAAUAAUGUACUGUUUCUGCUGUAUACCAAGACCUGUAGCUGCCGACACCUCCGAACUUAAAUCCUAAAGACUUAAGAAAUGUAUUUUGAAUGUAAUAAAAGUUUACAAUUUUUGUGUCAAAAUUAUGAGUUCUUAUGUCAGGGAAUGAGAAGAAUUUGUCCAUAUUGUAUUUUUAUAGCCUAAAUUAAUCUAUUCUGAAUAAGGGAAGAUACCCAGUUGGCAUAUGCCAAGAAAUUACUUUUGAAUACAACAGGAAUUCUUUUUGUUUAAUAUAAAUGAGAACCUGUACACUUAAUAGUUUCUUCAAUUUUCUUUUAUAUGGUCUUCAAAAAAAAAUGUAGAAUGUUAUCUUUGAUUGUGAAAAUGGUUUUUCUUGGAGUUUCUUCCUGAUAUUUUAAACUGUUUGUAGAUUUUCAUAGGCUAGUUACUUGAAAAGUCAUGCACUAAAAAAAAGUAAAAGGAAAACUGUCCUAGACAAACAAGUGAAAGCAAAGGAGAAGGGGAAGAAAAUGUUCCAAGUAGUUUUUUUGCACAUGGGGACCAAAAAUUAGUUAAAUAGUUGACUUACAGUGAAAUUCAAUGCAAGUAAGUACGCACAGUUCCUACUGUGACAAAAUAAACUGAGCGUACGUCUCAGAGGUUGAAAUUUCACCUCUAGUUUUCAGAACUUGUGUAUUUAAGUACAUGUGUGGAAAAUUGUGAUAUUUCUUUAUAGAUCCAUCACAAUUGAAGAAUUACACCAUGUUGUUGCAGGUUUGUUUUGCCAUAUGCAUAUAAAUGGGUUCAUCAGUUGUCACCAAAGUGGUUCUGCACUAUUAAUGACAGAAGCACUGAUGUGUUUGUCACAAAGCCAGUCUGCCUUCUAAAUUUCUAUCUAAACUCACCAUUUUUUUUACUAAAAAACCCCAACUGUAGUAUAUAGAGCACAGAGACUUUAUUAUCAUACCCUUAAAAAUGUCCUGCUCAUCUGCCAGUUGACAUUUGCAUUUAUGUUCGAGUUAGGUGGUUUAAGACUUGAUAGUCACAUUUCUAGAUCUGUGGCUUAUGUAAUAUGAUACUUUUUUUUUUUUUGUUACUGAUUUUCUGGAUGGUUGAGACUGGAAAGGGGAGGGAAAAUUGCUGCUUUUAUGAAACCUCCAGUACUUCUGACAUUGCUGUAUUUUGUAAUUCUAAGCAAUACUGUUGAACUCAAAAAUAAUAAAAUGCUUGUAUUUUGUAUAAUUUUGAGUGGGUGUAAAUAUCACUGUGGCAUGUCAGCACUUCACUUAAGUAACUGAAACGUUUAAGCCUUAAAAGUAAAACUCCCUGUAGGUGGAGUUCAGAAUAAGCUUGGGAAUGACCACCUUUAUAGACUUUCCAUGAUUGUUCUUAUCCAAACUGUUUACUAAAAAAAAAAUAUUGUGUUUAUGUACCAGACCUGCCUACGGAAGAAAAUAAAUGUCACAGUUGCCGAAUGCCCGGG
Colius striatus (speckled mousebird) is the source of this 3059-nucleotide messenger RNA. It is a transcript of the gene PI4K2B, whose product is annotated as phosphatidylinositol 4-kinase type 2 beta. Gene Ontology annotation, molecular function: 1-phosphatidylinositol 4-kinase activity. Gene Ontology annotation, cellular component: plasma membrane; lysosomal membrane; endosome. Bases 89 to 1528 code for a protein of 479 amino acids. Gene Ontology annotation, biological process: endosome organization; Golgi organization; phosphatidylinositol phosphate biosynthetic process. Lineage: Eukaryota; Metazoa; Chordata; Aves; Coliiformes; Coliidae. The record is from RefSeq and is a predicted model, not a curated record. The transcript has 10 exons.